Messenger RNA from Alosa alosa (allis shad), 2014 nucleotides. RefSeq names its product IQ motif and ankyrin repeat domain-containing protein 1-like. Gene Ontology annotation, biological process: regulation of barbed-end actin filament capping. The transcript has 14 exons. NCBI's taxonomy places the organism in Eukaryota, Metazoa, Chordata, Actinopteri, Clupeiformes, Clupeidae. Gene Ontology annotation, molecular function: protein binding. The record is from RefSeq and is a predicted model, not a curated record. The coding region runs from base 160 to 1929 and encodes 589 amino acids. Gene Ontology annotation, cellular component: cytoplasm; nucleus.
AGCACUCGUUGAGGAAGUGAGAUGAAGAAAUACAAAAACAAAAACAAGUAGGCGAAAUUGUUACUUCAAAAGUUAGUUUGUGUGUUGCGGUGUGUUGGCGGCGAGUCUUGGCACGUUAGGAUAGAUGCCACUGGUUUUAAAAUAGUCCAACAAGAGAAAAUGAACUCCCGCAAUGCAAAACAACCUGCUGGGAAAGCUGCAGUGAAAGCAUCAAGCAAGUCCUCCGGUAAACCAGGCCUAGGAUUUGGUGCCCCCCAACAGAAAAAAACAUCAACCUCCAUCCACCCUAAGGGCAAGCAAGUCAAGUCAAAUCCAUCAGCACAAUCAAAAAGCACUGAGCCGAGCCUGGAGGACCGGGCCGCCUUGACCAUCCAGUGCUUCGUGAGGCAACUGCUGGCCAAAAGAACGAGGGAGCAGAAAAGAAAAGAGAAGAAGGAAUAUGAGGACCUCAUGGACCGCUUAGAGAAGGAGGCCUUUGUUGCCCUGGUGCGGCGGGAGCAGGAGGAGGCGGAGCGGGAGAGGAUGAAGGAGGAGGAGGAAAGGAGAAAGAAGAAGGAGGAGCAGCGGUUGCGCAAACGGCUUCUAGAGGCAGCCUUCGAUGGCGAGGAAGAGGAGAUACUGGCUGUCCUCAGAGAGGUUACAGAGCGGGACACGAAGCAAGGCGUGGGAUUUGAUGAAGCUGGGAAACGCCUACGGGCCCUCAGCCAGCUGCGGAUGAUCAACUGCACCGAUGCUAACGGCAACACGCCGCUCUCUGAGGCGGCAGGCGGGGGGAACCCUGAGGUUAUCACCAUGCUGCUGGAGAGAGGGGCUGAUGUGAACACGCAGGGAGCCUUUGGAAGGACUCCCAUUUAUAGAGCAGCUUUUGGGGGUCACCUGCGUGCAGUGCAGACCCUCUUACAGUUUGGAGCAGAUCCACGCACUCAUGCUGACGAUGGCAGCACUCCAGAACAGGUGGCUUCGGGAGAGGCAAUAAUACAGACUCUGCAGAGCUGGGACGUAAACGUGACCGAUUCCAUGCUGAAGAAGAUGGAGGCCGAGCGUGAGAGGAGAGUGGGAGAGGAGCGGAAACUGAAGGAGGAAGAGACUGAGCGGAACUUUGGCACAAACCAACAAAGGCCUGUGUUUUCCCUCAGCCUGAGAGGGGAAGUGGAGCGGUUGCAGAAGGAGCACGAACGCAGCCAGAAAGAGCUGAAGAAAGCCUAUACUGAGUUGAACAAAAGGAUUACGGAACAUGACAAGUGUGAAAGGAAGGGGAUGGAGCAGGCUAAAGUCACCCUGCAGGUGGUCCAUGAUGCAGAAGAGGUCUUGGCAAAGGCCCAGCUUUCAGCACAACAGGCCGCAGACCAGUUGUCCCAGGCCAAACUCACCCUGAGGGAGCAAUCUGGAGGAGAUGCUGUUAUUGACUGUGGAGGGGUUCGUUGCCUGCUCAAAGACUUAGAUGAUGUCCUGAUAAAAGACGUUGGGGGAAAGGUCAAACAGGAUGGGCGAUGGCCGCUGAUUGUGGAUCCAUCAGGUCAGGCAGCUACCUUCCUGCGGUACAGAGACACUAAUUACCUGGAUGCCAUGCAUCCUGAGAACAUGAAGCCAGACACUCUUAGACUGGCUCUGCUGGGGGCUAUCCGAUAUGGAAAGGCCCUGGUUAUCAAUAUGAUGGAUGUGGAUCUCUUGGAGACUGUGGAGAACCAGCUGAAUCAGGUGUCUCCAGGUCUGAGUUCCCAGCUGAUGAGCAAAAAGCUCUUGCAAGAGGAAAGGUACCUGAAUCUGGUGCGGUCCACAGAUGGACCCCAGUACUCCCGCACAGAGUUCAGGCCAGACCGACUGGAGGCGUUUAGCCUGGUGAUGGUGACUAAACAGCGCCACCCCUCGGAUGCUCUGCUUACUACAUUUUACCCCAUUGAGAUCGCUUUACCAGAAAAGAAAACAUAAUCAGUGUACUGUUGUUUGAUUGAAACUGAAAGCCAUCAAUAUUUUUAUGAAAGAGAUUGCAUUAAACCAUUGUCUCCAAAAAAAA